AUGCACGACUUCAUCACGGUUGAAGACUCAGAGCUCUGGGAUAUCAUCUGCGAUGGACCUUUCAUUCCUACGAAGACCAUUGGAGACCCCGUAAUGACAGUUCCUAAAAUAAGAAAGGAAUAUAAUGAUAAUGACCGCAAGGCUAUUGAAAAGAACCUUCAAGCUAAAAAAAUCCUCGUCUGUGCUCAUGAAAGGACAACACAGGUAAAACAGUCCAAGAUUGACAUGAUAACCACAGAGUAUGAGCUUUUCAAGAUGAAGGACGAUAAGUCCAUUCAGGAUAUGCACACUCGCUUCACAUCUAUCAUCAAUAAGCUUCACUCUCUAGGAGAGAUCAUCCCCAGGAGAAAAUUCUUCAAGAAGAUACUUAGUGUAUUACCUGGUUCCGGGGAAAGCAAAGUGAAUGCUAUCACAGAAGCAAAGGAUCUGCAGGAGCUGACCAUUGAUUAA
Messenger RNA from Nicotiana tabacum (common tobacco), 450 nucleotides. RefSeq lists its product as uncharacterized. Lineage: Eukaryota; Viridiplantae; Streptophyta; Magnoliopsida; Solanales; Solanaceae. The record is from RefSeq and is a predicted model, not a curated record.